GCACGCUCACUCCUCUGGGAGGAGUUUCUUUCCCUUUGCUCUGCUUUCCGGGAGCUACUGACUGCCCCGGAGCGUUGGUGGUUCCCCUGUGCCGGCUGCAAGGAGACUCGCCGGCGGGGGAGCGGGGCCGAGCCCUUCGGAGAUCGCGGCCGUGCGCUGCCCGGCGCCAUGCUUCUGCUGGGUAUCUUAACACUGGCUCUCGCCGGGGUACCCGCAGGCGGGUCAGAGCCAGACCAGGAGGUGGUAGUCCCCAUCCGACUGGACCCGGACAUCAACGGCCGCCACUACUACCGGAGGGGUCCCGAGGACUCAGGGGAUCAGGGUCUUAUUUUUCAGAUCACAGCAUUUCAGGAGGACUUUUACCUACACCUGACUCUGGAUGCUCAGUUCCUGGCGCCCGCCUUCGCCACAGAGCAUCUGGGCGUCCACCUCCCGGCACUCACUGGGAGCUCUCCAGACUUGCGACGUUGCUUCUACUCUGGGGACGUGAACGCCGAGCCAGAUUCCUUCGCCGCUAUGAGCCUGUGCGGGGGUCUACGCGGAGCUUUUGGGUACAGAGGCGCCGAGUAUGUCAUUAGUCCGCUCCCCAACGCCAGCGCUCAGGCUGCACAGCGCAACAGCCAGGGCGCACACCUCCUCCAGCGCCGGGGCGCCCCCGGUGGGCCUCCCGGAGAUCCCACCUCUCGAUGCGGGGUGGCCUCAGGCUGGAACCCUGCCAUUCUGCGGGCGCUGGACCCUUACAAGCCGCGGGAGGCCGGCUUAGGAGAGAGUCGCAGUCGGCGGAGGUCCGGGCGCGCCAAGCGCUUCGUGUCUAUCCCGCGUUACGUGGAGACUCUGGUGGUGGCGGACGAAUCAAUGGUCAAGUUCCACGGCGCGGACUUGGAGCAUUAUCUGCUAACGCUGCUGGCCACGGCGGCACGACUCUAUCGCCAUCCUAGCAUCCUCAACCCCAUCAACAUCGUCGUGGUCAAGGUGCUGCUUCUCAGAGACCGCGACACAGGGCCCAAGGUCACGGGCAACGCUGCCAUGACGCUGCGCAACUUCUGUGCCUGGCAGAAGAAGCUGAAUAAAGUGAGUGACAAACACCCAGAGUACUGGGACACGGCCAUCCUCUUCACCAGGCAGGACCUGUGUGGGGCCACCACCUGUGACACGUUGGGCAUGGCUGAUGUGGGCACUAUGUGCGACCCCAAGAGAAGUUGUUCUGUGAUCGAGGAUGAUGGGCUUCCAUCAGCCUUCACCACUGCCCAUGAGCUGGGCCAUGUGUUCAACAUGCCCCAUGACAAUGUGAAAGUGUGCGAGGAGGUGUUUGGGAAACUCCGAGCCAACCACAUGAUGUCCCCAACACUCAUCCAGAUUGACCGUGCCAACCCCUGGUCUGCCUGCAGCGCUGCCAUCAUCACCGACUUCCUGGACAGUGGGCAUGGCGACUGCCUCCUGGACCCACCCAGCAAGCCCAUCUCCCUGCCUGAGGACCUGCCUGGUACCAGCUACACCCUGAGCCAGCAGUGUGAGCUGGCCUUUGGCGUGGGCUCAAAGCCCUGUCCCUACAUGCAGUACUGCACCAAGCUGUGGUGCACCGGCAAGGCGAAGGGGCAUAUGGUGUGCCAGACCCGCCACUUCCCCUGGGCAGAUGGCACCAGCUGUGGCGAGGGCAAGUUCUGCCUCAAGGGGACCUGUGUGGAGAGACAUAACCUCAACAAGUACAAGGUGGACGGCUCCUGGGCCAAGUGGGAGCCCUAUGGAACCUGCUCGCGCACCUGCGGCGGGGGCGUGCAGCUGGCCCAGAGGCAGUGCAGCAACCCUACCCCUGCCAAUGGGGGCAAGUACUGCGAGGGAGUGAGAGUGAAAUACCGAUCCUGCAACCUGGAGCCCUGCCCCAGCUCAGCUUCCAGCAAGAGCUUCCGGGAGGAGCAGUGUGAGGCUUUCAAUGGCUAUAACCACAGCACCAACCGGCUUACCCUUGCCGUGGCAUGGGUGCCCAAGUACUCCGGCGUUUCUCCCCGGGACAAGUGCAAGCUCAUCUGCCGAGCCAAUGGCACUGGCUACUUCUAUGUGUUGGCGCCGAAGGUGGUGGAUGGUACACCGUGUACUCCUGACUCCACCUCGGUCUGUGUCCAAGGCAAGUGCAUCAAGGCUGGCUGUGAUGGGAACCUGGGCUCCAAGAAGAAAUUCGACAAGUGUGGGGUGUGUGGGGGCGACAAUAAGAGCUGUAAGAAGGUGACAGGCCUCUUCACCAAGCCCAUGCACGGCUACAAUUUUGUGGUGGCCAUCCCUGCGGGUGCCUCGAGCAUUGACAUCCGCCAGCGUGGCUACAAGGGGCUCGUUGGAGACGACAACUACCUGGCCCUGAAGAACAGCCAAGGCAAGUACCUGCUCAAUGGGCACUUCGUGGUGUCGGCCGUGGAGCGGGACCUGGUGGUAAAGGGCAGCCUACUGCGCUACAGUGGCACGGGGACGGCGGUGGAGAGCCUGCAGGCCUCCCGGCCCAUCCUGGAGCCCCUGACCGUGGAGGUCCUCUCCGUGGGCAAGAUGACACCACCCCGGGUCCGCUAUUCCUUCUACCUUCCCAAAGAGCCUUGGGAGGACAAGGCCUCCCACCCCAAGGACCCCCGGGGCUCCUCGGUGCACCACAACAGUGUCCUCAGCCUCUCCAAUCAAGUGGAACAGCAGGACGACAGACCCCUGGCGCGUUGGGUGGCAGGCAGCUGGGGGCCUUGCUCUGUGAGCUGUGGCAGUGGCCUGCAGAAGAGGGCGGUCGACUGUCAUGGGCCCCCAGGGCCACGCUCCACGUCUGCCUGUGAUGCAGCCCAUCGGCCAGUGGAGAUGAGAGCCUGUGGGGAACCCUGCCCGACCUGGGAGCUCGGCGCCUGGUCACCCUGCUCCAAGAGCUGUGGCCGGGGAUUUAAGAGGCGUCCGCUUAAGUGUUUGGGCCCUGGAGGGCGGCUGCUGGCCCGGGAACAGUGCAACCUGCGCCGGAAGCCCCAGGAGCUGGACUUCUGUGUCUUGAGGCCGUGCUGAAUGGGACUGUCCUUUUCUCCUCCUCACUCUCCGCCCCAUUGGUGCUGCCAGGGCUCUGGCCAGCUGGAGCCAUGGGCAGAGGGCGGUGGCCGGGUGUCAAGGCCAUAAUGUCACUCACUCCCAGGGACAAGGACCAUGGGCAGGGCUAAGAGGUCCCUUCCUCCUCCCUGGCCUGGGCGGGGGAAGCCAAGUGACGAACGCACAGUCUACCUCACGCCCGGCUCCUCCAGGGCCCAGUCUCUGGGAGAGGCUGAGAGGUGCGGGCACUGGGCAGAGGCUCUGGGGCCCAGUUUCCAAGGGACCUGGAGGAUGGGCACCUCCCAGGCAGAACUUCAGGGACCUUGGCCCCCGUAAGGGAGGCCACAGGCUGCUGGAAGAGCCAUGGCCCAGCAGCUUGGCACCCUCAGGUGGCCCCGGGGGCUCUAAGCCGUUUCUGAACAAGGCAGGUUUCUAUGGUGCUGUCAGCCCGCCUUUCCUUUCUGACUGACCAGGACUGAAUAAUGAAAAGAAACAAUGGCUGGUGUGGGCAGAAACUGGUAGGAGAGUGGGGUGAGGAAUAACAAGUCUGGGAAGAGGUUUAUGUGUAGGGGGAGUCCGGAGCUUUCUCAUCUUCCUUCUACUCCUGACUCUCCAUCAAGAGCUGCCUCUUCUUCCUGUGUUGUCCAGGACAUUAGACUGGGUGGAGGGCUUCCAAGUACGUGCCCUCUGAGGCUUUGCAAAUAGGUACAGGAAGUCAAUAGGGAGUCUAUUGCCUUCUUCAGGAGGGAUUGGACCAUUGAAAAAAGAUGGAAGGGAUGAUGGAUUCUGUGGUGAAACAGGGAGCUUGAGCAGUGGCCUAGAAUGUUCCGUGUCACUGGGACUGGGCUUGAGGUUUGGGGCAAUGUCACCUGGGAUGGGGAGGAGUCCUCAGUUUCAAUGACUCCUUCCUCCAGAGAGGUAGGUAUAAAUAGGGCUGCCUUGGGCUCUGUGUUGCCUCAGAGGACCUUCAGAGUGGCCACUAAGAGGGAUGUGGGAGAUGCCCAGGAGGGCUAGGUGCUGAACAUCCACAUGCCUGGAGGUGGGUCCUUUGUCUGGACAGCUGCAUGUAGUCUGGCUUUGGGCACAUCACAUGGCAUUGCAGUUGGAUAACGGGGUUCACUGUUUGCUACCUCAGGCAAACCUCUUUGGGUACACACACCUGUCCCUUCCCUGGGGCAGUGGAGACCCUGGUGCUUCCAGUGGACCUGGCUGUUGUCCUCUGCAGACUGAGCUGCCCAGACACAAAGAUAAGUGUGUGGUACAUGGCUUCCUUCCCCCAGAGCCUGGCCAUCCACUAGGGCUCCAAAAAUGAAAGCAGGAUCUCAGGUGCCUUGGGGACAGGCUUCAGGAGACACAACAAUCAAUGACCUAAAAAAAAAGAAAGAAAGUAAGAAAGAAAGAAAAUCAAUGACCUGAUCCAGAGGCACUUGGCAGCCACCAACGGGACCUCCUAUCUAUCCUAGAGACGUGUUGGGGCUGUAGAAACCAGGGUGUUUCCUGGAGCUCCAAGUGGGAAGAUGUUCUGGGGUGAGAGAGCAUUUGGUCAAGCAGGGUAUUUCUUGAGGGUGCAGCUGCUCCUGCACGAAUGUGGGAGAUUCUGCUUCUGAGUUAGGUAAUAUGUCCUGGACUUUAGUGAGGUGAUACCGGAGCAAGUGUUUUCCCUGAGAAAGGGCCUCAGUCCUCUUAUUUGGCUUCCCCUAGUAGGCAGACUCCACAAACCAGCCAUUCAGGUAAACCUCUGGGAUGGUGCUCCAAUCCCAGCCCAGCCCUGGGCUGAGCCCUUGACCGGAACCCCCACAGCAGGGUAGAGGGUGUGUGGAUCUCUGAGGCAGAGCUGCAGCCAUUCCUGGAGAAUGAAGCAAGGAGGAGUCUUCCUCCCCAUAUAGAGAAACCGUGGGGCUGAGACCAUCAAAAGGACGCAGGGCACCAGGGCAGAUGUAGACCCCAACUAGCCGACGAUAGCACUGCUCUCCGUGCUUGGUGCACCCCUCCUCGGUGAGGAGAGGGUGGCGCGGGGGCUGUGCAGAACGGGCAGGGGAAUGGGGAGGGGGGAAGGGUGCUGCCAUCAGUGGGGGUGACUGAUCCCCUAGCGGAGCAGCUUUAGAAAUCAUUUCGAGGAGAGACGACCUAUCUUGUUCCUGACACAAGCUGGGCCUCAAAUGCUCUUUUCUGUCAUGAUUUUUUUUUUUUUCCUUUUUAAAAGAAGUAUGACCAAGACAACUUGGGAGGUUUGUCUUAUCUUUGACCAUUUUGCUAAUCCGACCAUGUUCUCCAAGGCGGAGCAGAGACAAGCCUCAAGGUACAGAUUUCUGGUGAUGGAAUGAAAAGGUGGUAUCUCAUUUCUAUAGAAGAUGAAGAAGAUUCUGGGGGUUCCAGAGACUUCGUCCACGGGGUGUGGACCAGUAAGGAUCUGGGCUCAGGAGUCCCCUGCCUCCUCUGCCCUUUGUGUGCACUGAUUGGAGGAGUCCAACCUUGUGAGCCUGGCCGUGUUGGAGUAGGGGGCUGGGGUGAGCUGAAGGGCUUGGUUGUUCCCAGCCUGGUAGUUGGCUCCCGAAGGCACUAGACACUGUCACUUACAGAGCCCCCCUUUUGUGUUUGGUUCUUUCGCAUUCCACGUGCAGCAGACGGAUGGAAGGACCUAGGUCCUGGCUGGGCUGUGUAUACUGUGUAUACAUGGGAGCUGGCUGCUGCGGGGACAACAGCCUGCUCCUAAUAAAGUUGUAAGUAUUUAA
Molecule: messenger RNA, 5771 nt
Organism: Neogale vison (American mink)
Lineage: Eukaryota; Metazoa; Chordata; Mammalia; Carnivora; Mustelidae
Gene: ADAMTS15
Product: ADAM metallopeptidase with thrombospondin type 1 motif 15
Exons: 8
Coding region: 169-3021 (950 amino acids)
Biological process (GO): proteolysis; extracellular matrix organization
Molecular function (GO): zinc ion binding; metalloendopeptidase activity
Source: RefSeq, a predicted model, not a curated record